Messenger RNA from Effrenium voratum, 1338 nucleotides. Lineage: Eukaryota; Dinophyceae; Suessiales; Symbiodiniaceae. The record is from the annotation of a GenBank genome assembly.
AUGGCUUACUGCGGCGUGUCUCCCUACUCCGUGAACAUGGACCAGCAGCAGAUGCCCCAGAUGUACCAAGACCUGCAGCUUUCUUCUCCGCUAUGGACCACGCCCACGAAUCGCACCGGUGCGAACCACACCCAGCAGCAGCAGCAGCAGCCCAUGCUUCUGUUGAUGCCGCCCCUGUCUAUGAGCCACGGGAACUGCGGGCCGAUGUCGCCGAUGAGUCCCAUGAGCCCCGUGAGCCCACUGAUGAGCUCCCCGGUUUCGCCGGGAUCGGAGUACUACCCCGGCAGCCCGGCGCGCUAUGGCAGGAGCUUCACCGGGGAUAUGUCCGAGGCCAGUCCGCCCAGCCGCAGCUCCAAGGGGCCCAUCUCCAAGCUCCAGGAGUUCGUGCAGAGCAGCAAGGCCCACCCGCUGCCCAGCAGCUGCGCGGUGCUGCAGUGGAGCCACGAGAACCGCAUGGCGGGCUCCUCGUUGCAGUUCCGGGCCACCACCUCCUUCCUGCUGGACGGUGUGCCGCACCAUGUCUUGGGGGGCUGGUGGCCCUCCAAGAAGCAGGCCCAGCGGGACGCGGCGGAGCGCGCGCUGAGCUUCUUCAUCGGUAUCUGCGGCCAGGAGCUUACAUCGCCAGUACGCAGCUCCGACGGGCCAAACAAGACAAGCACCGGGAACGACAACCAGGAGGUGGGGGAUUUGGAGAGCUUCCUGGGGGAGGUGCCCAAGUGGUCCCAGCGCUGGGAGGCUCAGGCCUCCCAUGAGGCGCUUUGCAAGGCCACGGUGGAGUUCACCUACCUGGGGGUGCCGCACGUCUUCGCGGGCAAGGCCUGCGCCAGCAAAGCGCAGGCCAAGCAAGACACGGCCAAGCGGGUGCUGUGGUACCUCCACUGCCCCGGCUACCAGAAUGCCUUUGAGGUGGAGCAGGAGCAGGUGAAGGCUCUGGCGCUGCAGAUCCCGGACCCCGUGCCGGGCACGUGGCCGCCCUGCGUGGAGGCCAUGGGCAGCCCCACCACCGCCGGGGAGGAGUCGAUGGACUUGAGCCCCUGCAGCCCCAUCAGCCCGGGCCAGCGCAGUCAAUCCGAACAAGCCGAGCUUCUGGAGAGGAAGACCACCGUCAUGCGCCUGCAGAACCGCUUGCAGAAGAUUUUUGCCAAGCAGCUGACCCCUGGGAAGAGCGUGUGGUGCUGGCGCUACGACAAGAAUGAGGAGGACCAGACCUACCAGGCCUCGGUGCACAUCUCGCUGCUGGACCGCAGCUUCACGGGGACUUGGGCUUCGACCCACCAGGCCGCACAGAUGGAGGCAUGCAUCCAAUUGACGAACUUUCUGGACAGGGACUUCAAGUGA